This is a messenger RNA of Rhododendron vialii, 1861 nucleotides long. Its product is annotated as desiccation-related protein PCC13-62. The transcript is spliced from 3 exons. The coding region runs from base 45 to 1028 and encodes 327 amino acids. NCBI's taxonomy places the organism in Eukaryota, Viridiplantae, Streptophyta, Magnoliopsida, Ericales, Ericaceae. The record is from RefSeq and is a predicted model, not a curated record.
AACCAUGCAUAUAUACGUUUGCGGGCAGGGCUUGGAGAAAAACCAUGAAACAAGUACCCACACUAAAUCACUUAGCAAAACAAAGACAAGAAAAGAUGGCAUUGUCCGUUUCAGCCACCGCAACCGUUUUCCUCUCAUUCCUCCUCCUCCUCCUCGUUCCUACUUCUUUUUGUUCCGACGACAACGUGAAUUUCAAAACUGUUGUCCCUCAAUCUGAUGCAGAUCUCCUAGAGUUCCCUCUAAAUUUAGAGUAUUUGGAAGCAGAGUUCUUCUUAUGGGCCUCGUUGGGCCGGGGAUUGGAUAGUGUCGCUCCCGAUCUCACCAUGGGUGGCCCGCCACCGGUUGGUGCCAGAAAGGCCACACUGGACCCUUUCACGAAUGAUGUUAUCCUCCAAUUUGCCUACCAGGAAGUUGGACACUUGAGGGCAAUUAAGAGCACGGUAAAAGGAUUUGCGAGGCCACAGCUGAAUCUGAGUGCAGAGGCGUUUGGAGAAGUGAUGAAUAGUGCAUUUGGAAGGGCAUUGAACCCACCCUUCAAUCCUUAUGCUAAUGAAAUCAACUUUCUAAUUGCUUCCUAUGUUGUUCCUUACGUUGGACUCACUGGAUACGUUGGAGCCAAUCCCAAACUCCAAAGCCCCACUUCCAAAAGGCUGGUAGCAGGGCUUUUGGCAGUGGAGUCGGGCCAAGACGCUGUGAUCAGAGGGCUGCUUUACAAGCGGGCAUCGGAAAAGGUAAAACCAUACGGAAUCACCGUAGUAGAGUUCACCAACCGCAUUUCAGAGCUCAGGAACAAGCUGGGAAGUUCAGGCCUGAAAGAUGAAGGCCUUAUCGUUCCGAAUUUGAGAGGAGCCGAGGGGAAAAUCAGGGGCAACGUUCUCGCAGGGGACCAAAACUCUCUUGGUUUUGACCGAACACCGGAGGAAAUUCUGAGGAUAGUGUACGGUUCAGGGAAUGAGCGUGUACCCGGCGGGUUUUUCCCCAAGGGAGGUGAUGGUAGAAUUGCUAAAUCACAUCUCCAAUCUCCAUGAAUCUCACCUUAGCCAACAACUUUGAACUUUGAAAUGGUGGUGAUGUUCAUAAGGGGUAAUUAUUAGUGUUUUGGUUAAUCAACAAAAAAUGCUGUAUCUCCAUGUUUAUGUGCCACAACGAAUAUAAAUCGCAGAUAUAUGGCAUUGGUUUGUCUUCAACUUUUCUCUUCUUUUUUGACAUUUCUUUUCAUCAUGUUUUUGGAAAAUUUUCAAAAAACCUCUAAACUAUCGCUUAAAUGUUUCAUAAACCUUCAAACUUCACUAAAUGUCAAUUACAUCUCUAAACUAUUCAACAUUUCAUCAAUUAAACCCACGCCGUUUUGUUUCCUUCAAUUGUUUGAUGUAGGAUGCUUACUUGUCCCCAUGGCCCUGCGUUUGGAGGGUAAAUUAACACGUGAGUGUCCCUUCCUCUUCUCUUACCCAAAGGAUAUUGUAGUUGGAGGGAAAAAUCCCCAAUUCUUCUUAUUUAUACGCAGACUUGAGACCCUAUCUUCCAUCUUCACUCCCUCCUCCAACAAAAAUCAAAGCAUGUCACACUUCCCCUUACAUGAAACUGUUUUAGACCACCCUUAAAAUCAUCCCCAAGAUGCAUUCUAAUAGAAAUCAAGGCAUGUCUCGCUUCCCCUUACAUAAAACUGUUUUAGACCACCCUUAAAAUCAUCCCCAAGAUGCAUUCUAAUAGUGAAAGGGUUGUGAUACUGAAUCUGCACAACAAUCAAGCAAAAAACAAAAUAAAUUGCAUAUUGCAUUUGAAAAUACACAUUGAAAACUGGAAACCACAUGAUUAAGAAAAAAAAUAUUGAAAACCAGAUUGUCGUCAACCAAAAAUCUAA